Messenger RNA from Penaeus monodon (black tiger shrimp), 2617 nucleotides. RefSeq names its product serine-rich adhesin for platelets-like. The transcript has 17 exons. Gene Ontology annotation, biological process: signal transduction. The coding region runs from base 7 to 2271 and encodes 754 amino acids. The record is from RefSeq and is a predicted model, not a curated record. NCBI's taxonomy places the organism in Eukaryota, Metazoa, Arthropoda, Malacostraca, Decapoda, Penaeidae. Gene Ontology annotation, cellular component: membrane.
GCAAUUAUGAGCACAACUCCAGGAUCUGUGGAGACAAGUACGUCUGAGGAGACAGGAAGCACCUCACAGGGAUCUGAGAGCACAACUUCAGGGUCUGAAAGCACCUCACAGGGAUCUGACAGCACAACUUCAGGGUCUGAAAGCACCUCACAGGGAUCUGAGAGCACAACUUCAGGGUCUGUAGAAACAGGAAGCAAAUCAGAGGAAUCUGAAAGCACAACUUCAGGAUCUGAAAGCACCUCACAGGGAUCUGAGAGCACAACUUCAGGAUCUGAAAGCAGUUCACAGGGAUCUGAGAGCACAACUUCAGGGUCUGUAGAAACAGGAAGCACAUCAGAGGAAUCUGAAAGCACAACUUCAGGAUCUGAAAGCAGUUCACAGGGAUCUGAGAGCACAACUUCAGGGUCUGAAAGCACCUCACAGGGAUCUGAGAGCACAACUUCAGGGUCUGAAAGCACCUCACAGGGAUCUGACAGCACAACUUCAGGGUCUGUAAACACAGGAAGCACAUCUGAAGAGUCAGGAAGCACAUCAGAGGAGACAGGAAGCACAUCAGAGGAGACAGGAAGCACAACUUCAGGGUCUGAAAGCACCUCACAGGGAUCUGAGAGCACAACUUCAGGGUCUGAAAGCACCUCACAAGAAUCUGAGAGCACAACUUCAGGAUCUGAAAGCACCUCACAAGGAUCUGAGAUCACAACUUCAGGGUCUGAAAGCACCUCACAGGGAUCUGAAAUAACAACUUCAGGGUCUGUAGAAACAGGAAGCACAUCACAAGAAUCUGAAAGCACAACUUCAGGAUCUGAAAGCACCUCACAGGGAUCUGAGAGCACAACUUCAGGAUCUGAAAGCACCUCACAGGGAUCUGAGAGCACAACUUCAGGAUCUGAAAGCAGCUCACAGGGAUCUGAGAGCACAACUACAGGAUCUGAAAGCACCUCACAGGGAUCUGAAAGCACAACUUCAGGAUCUGUAGAAACAGGAAGCACAUCAGAGGAGACAGGAAGCACAUCUGAAGAGUCAGGAAGCACAUCAGAGGAGACAGGAAGCACAUCUGAAGAGACAGGAAGCACAUCAGAGGAGACAGGAAGCACAUCAGAGGAGACAGGAAGCACAUCAGAGGAGACAGGAAGCACAUCUGAAGAGUCAGGAAGCACAUCAGAGGAGACAGGAAGCACAUCUGAAGAGACAGGAAGCACAUCAGAGGAGACAGGAAGCACAUCAGAGGAGACAGGAAGCACAUCUGAAGAGACAGGAAGCACAUCAGAGGAGACAGGAAGCACAUCUGAAGAGACAGGAAGCACAUCAGAGGAGACAGGAAGCACAUCUGAAGAGUCAGGAAGCACAUCAGAGGAGACAGGAAGCACAUCAGAGGAGACAGGAAGCACAUCAGAGGAGACAGGAAGCACAUCAGAGGAGACAGGAAGCACAUCUGAAGAGUCAGGAAGCACAUCAGAGGAGACAGGAAGCACAUCGGAGGAGUCAGGAAGCACAACACAGGAGUCCGAGAGCACAACAACUGUAUCUGCAAGUUCCUCACUGGAGUCUGAAAGCACAACCGAGGGAUCUGAAAGCACCACGCCUUCAGAGUCUACAGGCUCGACGUGCAUCACAGCUCCUCCUGAAGUGGCGUCGAGGAUCGAGGAUCUGAACCAGGCCUUGGGCGAGAUACAGAUGCAGAUAGAGGCAGUGACCACCGAGUUGGCCGACUGCUACAAUAAUGCUGAAAAACUCACUGAAAUCCACAUUUUGUCUUCAAAUCUGGAAGCCCUUCUGCAGGAACUCAAUGACAUCAUAAAAGCUCUUGAAAACCUUCAGGGAUCAAGAAGAAGGUUCCUGAUGUCCUCGUCGCUUUUGUCUCUACUAAACUCCGUAAAUCUUAGAAAGGGUGUGGUAUGUGCAGAGGCUGACAGCUUGCCAGGCGUGCUGAAAGAUCUUAACAUAGCACUGUCCUCAUUUGGUGAAAACCCGACAGACCAAGACCUUGCUGAUCUUGUUUCCUGCGCUGCACAUCAAACACUGACUGUUUUCUCACAGGUGGCUCGGGGUAAGAUAGAGCUAAGUGCUUCAGACCGAGCUGAAUCUGAGCGUCUUCUCCAGCAACUGACUGGGCACAGAAUGGCAGGGAUUGCAGUUGUUGUGGCUCAGAACCAAAGCUACAAUGAAGCUAAAAGAUCUGCUCUGGAGCUCCGUCUCUCCGAGCUGAUGUCCCGGCAGCAGGAAAUUCAAGGUGCCCUAAAGGAGGUUCACGAGGGCAGCCUUGGUGCAUAAGAGCAAAACACACGGUCGCAACACUUAGGAUAUUCCUGUGUCUACACUGCGUUCUUCAGCGAGGACUGUAGUUUAUAAUGACAUUUAUACUAAUUUACAAACUACAUAGCUGCUGUGACUGAUUUUCGGUUAAAGCGCAUUAGUGCGAUCUGGUUUACAAAAAAGAUUAAGUGAAUUUAAUAGCAGUUGUGUAGCCUCACAGCUUACAAAAUAUCACUGUUAUGCUUAUUUAUUAACGAGCAAAUUAAAGCUGUUCCUUUCCAUUACAGAUUGGAUACAUUUUUUUUUUAUCAUAUUGUAUCAGUUAAAAUGGAAAUUAUUAAAACAUAAACUUUCAUUUACCUUG